AUGUCGAUUGUGGCUCUGGCCGAGAGCGGACAAUCGAGUGUCACCGUCAAUGUCCUCCACGAUGUGGCAGCGAGAAACAACAUUCGGAUUGCGUCCAAGUCAGACGAAGAUGCCUACCUACUCGUUCUGCAAUCGGCGGAUGUGACCACUGGCAGCGUUUUUAGUCUUCCUGACUACAUCGAUCCCCGCCUGGCCGCGGUUCCCACAGGCGGAGGAAGAGAGUACUGGAAAUCCAAGAGUAACAGUCAUAAUGCAUGGAGUCAUCAAGCGCACCUGGUUGCCGAGAAGCCUGUGUCUGAUACACUCAAAGGCCGAAAAAUCGUUAUGAAGGAUAACAUGUCCGUGGCUGGACUGCCGUACACAUGCGGAACGUUCCCUCAGCUUGUGUCCAAAGAUGGGAAAUAUCCUCUUGCAACCAUUGAUGCAUCCAUCACCAGACGUCUUUUGGAAGCCGGGGCCACAAUCGUCGGCACUUCGACCUGCGAGAAUUACUCCUUGACACCAAUGUCAUACACAUCCGCGAACGGACCGGUACAUAAUCCAUGGCUGCGCGACCACAACACUGGAGGAAGUACGAGCGGUGGUGCCUGUCUUGUGGGUUUGGGCAAUGCUCGUGCGGCUGGUGUCCCUGGUCUCGAAGCAGCAGGUGAUGAUGUUGAGUUAGCUAUGGGGGGCGACCAGGCUGGGAGCAUUCGCCUACCCUCCUCAUAUUGCGGGAUAUACGGCCUGAAGCCAACUCAUGGACUCGUUCCAUAUACUGGCAUUGCGGGACUGCAUCCAAUGAUUGACUAUGCCGGGCCGAUGGCACGCAAGCUAGGAGAUAUUGCAGCGCUGCUGAGUAUUGUUGCAGGCUAUGACGGACUUGAUCCACGGAUGAGUCCUGAGUCGCCAUUGAGGCAGAAUGUGGUUGACUAUGCAGGUGAACUGUCUUCAGCAAGCAAUCCUGGCAAGGGCUUGAAAGUCGGCAUCAUAAAGGAAUCUUUUACCUCGCCGGGAACUCAGGCAGAGGUUGCAGAAGUUGUCAAGGCUGCUGCUGUGAAGCACUUCGAAGCCAGUGGAGCAACCGUGUCCGAGGUGUCAAUACCAAUGCACCUUCUUGGUCCCGCGAUCUGGACUGCAGCAACUCGUCCCCAUAUGGCUAGCCAUGCUGUGGGCGGCCGGACUCCUGACAUACUCAACCACAACAUGCCACACCUGGCACUCAGAUGGCCACCGGACCAGGAAAUGUAUAACUUACUGAACGUUGCCAACCCUGCGGUCGUCAAUGUCAUAUUCUCGGAGACAUUUUUGGAGGAUAAGUAUGGGCCUGAGGUACAAGCCAAAGCACAUCGCCACGUCUUUGAACUCAGGGCUGCUUACGACAAGGCCCUUGAAGACUUUGAUAUUCUCAUCACGCCUACUACACCGAGUGUCGCUCCACCACAUCCAGAUUUGCGGCCCGAAGCUGAGGGUGGAAGCACAGUCAUGGACAAGAUCAAAUUAUCUGUUGGUGCAACAAGUCAUACAGCGCCAUUCAAUGCUUCGGGCCAUCCAGCCCUGACCGUUCCUUGUGGGUGGGCAAAGUCACUGACUGGGGAAGGCGUGCUGCCUGUUGGGAUGCAAAUCAUUGCCAGGAGAUGGGAGGACCUUACAGUCUUGAAGGCUGCGAAAGCAUUUGAGCAGGGUGGAGGUAAACUGGGUCCUUGGCCUGGUGCAAAUAACGCUUAA
Molecule: messenger RNA, 1707 nt
Organism: Exophiala viscosa
Lineage: Eukaryota; Fungi; Ascomycota; Eurotiomycetes; Chaetothyriales; Herpotrichiellaceae
Product: amidase
Exons: 2
Coding region: 1-1707 (568 amino acids)
Molecular function (GO): catalytic activity
Source: RefSeq, a predicted model, not a curated record